AUGCUGCUGAAGAUAAAGAAUGCAGCACUAUGGGGCAAAACUAGUCAGUCAUCAAAUUACUUACAAUCUGGACCUGAAUUGGCUCUUGACGGACUGUUAACCAGCUGGACCCACACUAACACUGAGACCAACCCGUGGUGGAGAGUGGAUCUACUGAAGGUAUACAGAGUGAACAGGGUCACCAUCACUAAUAGACCGGGCAAUGGCUUGAGGAUUAACGGGGCGGUGAUUCGUAUAGGAAACUUCCUUGACAUUUACAAAAACAGAAUAUGUGCUGUAAUUUCCACUCUUGCAGAUGGUGCCACGGCCACUUUCUCAUGCGGUGGGAUGGAGGGACGUUAUAUGAUUGUUCAUAUUCCUGGAGAUCAGAAGAUUCUUAGUCUUAGUGAAGCUGGAGUCUACGGGUAUUUGGCAGUGUUGGGAUCUGCUCUGGUUGACAGAGGAUUCACAAACGUGACUCUACGGUGGUCUCAGACCCCUAAACGGGUGAUCCAGAAGGUGACUGCUGGUCGUUGUGGCAAUGGAAGAUAA
Molecule: messenger RNA, 531 nt
Organism: Sinocyclocheilus rhinocerous
Lineage: Eukaryota; Metazoa; Chordata; Actinopteri; Cypriniformes; Cyprinidae
Product: fucolectin-like
Exons: 6
Coding region: 1-531 (176 amino acids)
Source: RefSeq, a predicted model, not a curated record